Molecule: messenger RNA, 2460 nt
Organism: Gymnodraco acuticeps
Lineage: Eukaryota; Metazoa; Chordata; Actinopteri; Perciformes; Bathydraconidae
Gene: arl4ab
Product: ADP-ribosylation factor-like 4ab
Exons: 2
Coding region: 244-849 (201 amino acids)
Biological process (GO): intracellular protein transport; vesicle-mediated transport
Cellular component (GO): cytoplasm
Molecular function (GO): GTPase activity; GTP binding
Source: RefSeq, a predicted model, not a curated record
ACUGUUUACUGUGUGUAGCUUGGCGCCUCUGAGUGUAGACUAGAGGGAGUUCCACUUCCACAGCUCAGUAUCUCAGAGGGUCUGAGGAUAUUAAGAGCUCUUCUGGGAGUUCAGAUGCUAUGGACAUACAACAUCUAAUGGAGUAACGAUACCGUUAAUAUUGGAUGAAAUGGCUCCUGCUGCAGUCCCAGUGGAAUAAAAGCAGCCUGGUGAAUAUUUGGUGAGUUCUCCUGCUCCAUCAAGAUGGGGAACGGAUCAUCCGAUCACCACUCCUUCUUCCCCUGCCUGCCUCCCUUCCAGGCUCUCCACAUUGUCAUUCUGGGGCUGGACUGUGCAGGCAAGACCACUGUACUGUACCGCCUGCGUUUCAACGAGUUUGUGAACACUGUCCCAACAAAGGGCUUUAACACAGAGAAGAUCAAAGUGCCGCUCGGAGAAAGCCGACGGAAGGCAUCCUUCCACUUCUGGGAUGUAGGCGGUCAGGAGAAGCUGCGUCCUCUGUGGCGCUCGUACACCCGCUGUGCUGACGGCAUCGUGUUCGUGGUGGACUCGGUGGACGCUGAGCGCAUCGAGGAGGCCAAGACGGAGCUGCACAAGAUCACACGGCUGGCGGAGAACCAGGGAGUGCCGGUUCUGGUGGUGGCUAACAAACAAGACCUGAGGAACUCGCUCAGCCUGGCUGAGAUGGAGAGCUCGUUGGCUCUAAGAGAACUCAGCACCUCAACACCCUGGCACCUACAACCUGCCUGUGCUAUCAUUGGUGAGGGACUGCAGGAAGGUCUGGAGAAGCUGCACGCCAUGAUCAUGAAACGGAGAAAGGUGCUGCGGCAACAGAAAAAGAAGAGAUGAUCAGCUUCAGAUUGUGGGAACUUUCAAAUGUGAGCUUGGAAUGAAGCUAUAUAAGAACCACUGUGAGGCACGUCACUUGCCACCCUCUGAUUGGUGAGUUUGACUGUUUGUACAGGUCAGCCAGGGUUUAGCUCCCACAGAGGACAGUGGGGUUGAUUUUGCCUCGUGGACUUUGGAUGCCAACAAUCCUGUUAUCAAUCAUGGGAGUCCAGUGUUCUGCUGUCCAGCAGCAAACAAUGACGUUUACACUGAAAUCUUUAAAGUAGACAAUGAGCUCUGCAUGUUAGCUGGAUGUGAUCUGAGUUCAAAUGUGUUGCUACCAAAGCUGUUGGAGCCGAUGGAUCAACGAUGCAUAUGUCAGUCUCGGGACAGUACUUUAUAUCCGUGUUGCACAAUGAGGUGUUGGCCAAUAUGUUUACAUGAAGAUGCACAAUGAUCCCCAAACAAUGUUCAAGUUGGAUGUGAAUGGAGGAAACUAUUCGUCAGUGGUUUGGUAGUGGACCUACCUUCCUGUGAGCACAGCCACACUGUUAGCACAACAUGUUCAUCCAUCUGAAAUCAUCGGUCAUGGUUUAUGUUUAGAACUAAUAGGGAAUUCAAUAGUGGGAAUAUUUGGAAUGUCUCUACUGAACUGUGUUUGAGGACAGAAUGGCUGAUUGGCAAUACCUAUAAAUCCACCUGGCCGAAUUGGCUAUUGAAAUGAUAUUUGCUUAUUGCAGAUAUAUCAGUGGCAGUAUAUUUGUUGAGCUCCUAAGUAACAAGCAUUGUCAGUAUAGAAAUACCAAAGAUAUGAUUUAGGUAAUGUAUAGUAAACAUGACAUGUAUGUAUAUGUCUGAAAGGACUUUAAAAAGUAUCCGAAUCUGAGUUAGCUGGAGCAUACUAGCUUGCUAACUUGAAGUAAAGGGAUGUUAGCUUGCUCUUAGGGCUGGGUAUGAUUUGAAAAGAUACGAUUACAGUGCCAAUAAUACAAUAACUUUCUGAUUAAAAAAACCAACAAUGCUCUUUGUCUUUCACUGCCUCUGAUAGUGAGCUAAAAUUCCUUGAGCUGCAUUCACUAAAACUGCUCUGCCCCAUAGCCAUAAAAACAACUUUACUAGCUGUUUUUUAACCGCAAGUGAGCAAAUAGCAAAUUGCGCACCAGGUGGCGGCAGCUUGAGUUCGCUUUAUUGGCUUUAUUUCAGUUAUCUAGCUGGAGAAAAAGCUUAAAGGUAUUCAGUUUGCUGCCAAAAUAAAGAAAACAGACUUGCUGUUCUAACAGUUUCGGGACGGACUGACGUAAUGCACCAUUCACUGCGAUCACAGCUUCUCGUUGGCUUCUCAGCUUAAUCACAGAGCCUAGCACCAACACUGAUGAUUUGACCCACAGUUCAAGAGCCAGUUGCAUCAGCUGACUCUUCAACACCAGCAUGGUUCAUGACAUGUGUGAUGCACUUUAAUGCUCCUUUGACUUUGAAAAGCACAGACUUCAUAGGACCCUGACACUGACAUGUUGCUUCAAAGAUGUGUUUCACGUAUGUAUAUUAUGUUGCUGUAUAUCAAAUGUAAACCACACAACUUACAUGUCCUGUACCACCUUGUUCACUUGGAAUAAAACAACAAAAGGACAGUAA